Phascolarctos cinereus (koala) is the source of this 942-nucleotide messenger RNA. Its product is annotated as olfactory receptor 51A7-like. Gene Ontology annotation, cellular component: plasma membrane. NCBI's taxonomy places the organism in Eukaryota, Metazoa, Chordata, Mammalia, Diprotodontia, Phascolarctidae. Gene Ontology annotation, molecular function: olfactory receptor activity; G protein-coupled receptor activity. The record is from RefSeq and is a predicted model, not a curated record. Gene Ontology annotation, biological process: G protein-coupled receptor signaling pathway.
AUGUCACCUCUUAACACAUCUGAAGCCCAGAUAUCCACCUUCCAACUAAUUGGGAUCCCAGGGCUGGAGCAAGUCCACAUCUGGAUAUCCAUUCCCAUCUGCCUCAUAUAUAUUAUUGCCACUGUUGGAAAUUGUACCAUCCUUGUUCUAAUCAAAACAGAGCCCUCACUCCAUGAGCCUAUGUACUAUUUUCUCUCUAUGCUGGCCUUUUCUGAUCUUGGGCUGUCCCUCUCUUCCUUGCCUACUAUGUUGAGAAUUUUUUUAUUCAAUGCUGCAAAAAUCUCCAUUGAUGCCUGUAUUGUCCAAGAGUUCUUCUUCCAUGCCUUCACUGCCAUGGAAUCUUCAGUGCUGCUCAUAAUGUCCCUUGACCGUUUCAUAGCCAUCCAUAAGCCCCUAAGAUACAGCUCUAUCCUUACCAUUAAUAGAAUCAUCAAAAUUGGUUUGAUCUUUGCCAUCAGAUGUCUUAUGCUCAUACUCCCAUUUCCUAUCACACUGAAUAGACUGAAGUAUUGUAAUAGAAACCUCCUCUCCCAUUCCUAUUGUCUCCACCAGGAUGUUAUGAGACUGGCCUGCUCUGAUAACAGUGUCAAUGUCAUCUAUGGGUUUUUUGUUGCUCUAGUAGGCAUGCUGGACUUAGCAAUGAUUUCAAUGUCUUACAUACUGAUCCUAAAGACAGUUUUGGGCAUUGCAUCUCAUCAAGAGCGAUUAAAGGCCCUCAACACCUGUAUUUCCCAUAUUUGUGCUGUACUCAUUUUCUAUGUGCCCAUUGUCACCCUGGCCAUCAUCCACCGCUUUGCCAAUCAUGGCUCCCCAUUUAUCAGGAUACUGAUUGCUGAUAUCUAUGUUUUGAUUCCUCCAUUGAUGAACCCUAUUGUAUACUGUGUGAAAACUCAUCAAAUCCGAGAGAAGAUCAUGGGGAAACUGUGUCUGAAGAAGGACUGA